Vitrella brassicaformis is the source of this 1654-nucleotide messenger RNA. The record is from the annotation of a GenBank genome assembly. NCBI's taxonomy places the organism in Eukaryota, Vitrellaceae.
CUUCAUCCAUGUGUUUAUCGCUAACCCAUGUGCAUGUCCCUCUUUAGCACAUCACGCAUGCUUGCCGUGAGGGAGGCGAGAUGGCUUCAUCCGACAGUUAUCUGACCGUGUUUCUUAAAGAAGUUGAAGAAGGAGGGGACGUCGACCUGCUCGGUGAUUUUGCGGGUCGCCUUGGUACCUGAUGUGUGAGGCAUGCGAAGAUGGACACACACAUGCAUGUAUGUGUUGGUGCCUGUGUGUCAUGUCUGGCGUCUUGUUGUUACCUUUGUUCUUUUGUUUGCGCGUGACGGUCUUCUUGGUGACGUCUUUGCCGGGCUUCUACACCAACUCAGUGCUGACCACGAUAUACACAACACAUAUACAGUCAGUACGCACAUGCUCCCUCAGACAGCCCCCCCUUCCUGAGGGCCUGCCAGUCGGUUGACGAGAGGACUUCGUCUUUGCCGUCGUCAGGCUGCUCGAGGAUGUAGCUCUUGACGAUCGUCGACGGCUCAAAGUAGGGGUUCUCGCUGAACUUGAAAAUCAAACGGAAACUCUGCACACACACACACACACAUAUAUAUAUACACAACUUAAGGCAGAGUGGUGUGCUGGCGCUCAUUCCCACGUACGCUUUGUUUCUUGUCGUCGAACCACUCUGACUGAAUGUCCUCAAGAUACGCCUAUAUACACGACGCACGACACAGUGGGGGUUUGGUUUGCGUGGGUGUAUCCCUCUCUCCCCCCUCCCGACCUCGACUUACCAGUACAGGCUCAUCGUGUCUUUCGAUCAUGCCAGCCCGUUUGUGUGGUUCUUCAGAGCCGUCAACCAAGACUUGGGCAGACCCUGCACACACACACACGGCAGCACACACAUAGCACACCGUCUGUUCCCAACUCGUAUAUGUGUGUGCAUGCGUCUGUCUGUCUGUCUGUUACCGCGGUGCCGAUGUGCACAUCGAUCUCCUCCUUGUCUUGUGUCUUGUCGCUAUCGGGUGCCUGCGAGUCGUCCUGACUCGCCUGAGUCGUACCGUCGCUGGGCACUGUGCUCUCGUCCUUCUUAGUCAGCACCGAGUAGUGCUGCAACGCACGCACGCACCGACAUUCACACAAAGACAUUCACACGUAAGUCACGUGCGAAUGUCCGAGUGUAAAUGUUGGAUAUGCCUACCUUCCUGUAGAUGGGGUCCUUGAGCUUCUGGUACUUGGUCUUGAGCUCGUUCCACUCCUCGCGGUACUGCUUCUCGAUCUCGUCGUGCUGCUUCUGCACUCUCUUGUGUGUGCUGACGUGCAGAUCCCGGGGGCCGGUGAGAGUCUGUGACAAACAGAACCACACACAGAGAGAGACGAAGGCGUCUAUCUUCCUGGCGGCCUGGUGACCCGCCACACCACAUCCAUCCUGAGGCGUACCGAGUGCGAGAUUGAACAUGCCAUUCGUCACCUCCUGCACCUGCUGAUCAGUCUACACACACACAGACAGACCAGACACCACCGGGACGCGACAUGUCAGUGCACCGAAGCAAGCCUUUUCAGCUCAUGUGUCCUGUACAGUACCAUAUUGAGGGAUCUGAGGCGAAGAUCUGCAGAUGCUCUCGCCCCUUUUGCACACCUUUGAGCUCGCAAUGAUUUUGAAAUUCCGCUGUUUUCGAGGCAUCCAUCUCUCACACGGCGUGAU